Messenger RNA from Sparassis crispa, 708 nucleotides. RefSeq lists its product as hypothetical. The record is from RefSeq and is a predicted model, not a curated record. Lineage: Eukaryota; Fungi; Basidiomycota; Agaricomycetes; Polyporales; Sparassidaceae. Bases 1 to 708 code for a protein of 235 amino acids. The transcript has 4 exons.
AUGCGCCUCCUCUGUCUUUUUCACACUCUCAACCUUCAAGGGAAGGUUACAGCAUACAAUUUCUACAAGUCAUUGGAGCUGAUGACGGAUAACACGGGUCUCCUGAAACUUUUGGACCGUCUUCCUGCCUUCAUGCUCAUGGUGAGGCAGUGGCGUCACAUCAAAAUGGCUAAGUGUGCAGGCCAUAGCUAUGACAGCGGAAGUAUCAGCUCCACCAACCCUGGGGCUUUGGCCGUCCAGUGUCGAGCCUGCCUGCAUUCUGGCAUCAAUUUAUCUGACAGAUGGAAGGAUUCUUCUAGUGCAGAUAGAUGGCUAUAUACACUCUUCAUCUCACACGAAGCCAAUUUUCGCCUCUCAAAUUGUGUGCAUGCUUGUGACCAGCGAGACCUCUGGCUUGCACCCGGCAUGGUGUACUUCGUCCACAACGAGCAAUAUGCAGAUUUCAUCAAGAAUUUCAUCAAACAAGAGGAGAUCCGCACCUGUGUUGGGUUUGCCGCGCUGAUGAAUACUCUGAAUCGAAAGGCGAAGGGCUUGCGAUCUACUGGAGUGGGCAGUGUGAGCUGCUCGCGGCAUGAGCUUUUUCGACCAAUGGGAUUAGGUGACUUGCAAAAGGGCGAACGGUAUUGCAACAUGGACUAUAUAUUCAUCUCCAGUGUUAAGUCCGUCGAGGUCAAGAGGCUUAUCGUGUCGUAUGACAUAGCCUGCUAA